This is a messenger RNA of Penicillium paradoxum, 888 nucleotides long. Its product is annotated as Survival protein SurE-like phosphatase/nucleotidase. Bases 1 to 888 code for a protein of 295 amino acids. The record is from RefSeq and is a predicted model, not a curated record. Gene Ontology annotation, molecular function: nucleotidase activity. The transcript has 3 exons. Lineage: Eukaryota; Fungi; Ascomycota; Eurotiomycetes; Eurotiales; Aspergillaceae.
AUGCGGUUCCACAUCCUCACUCUAUUUCCCCUAGCUGCUAGUGCAGUAAAUAUCAUAUCAUCUAAUGAUGAUGGCUGGGCGGAAGUGAACAUCCGCGCUCUAUUUGACUCUCUUGGAGCAGCCGGACACUCGGUUGUAGUGUCUGCGCCUGCUGAAAACCAGAGCGGUACCGGGUCAAAACAAAGAACCCCGACCGUAUUGACCGAGCCCUGUGAGUUCGAUAGCUGCCCAUCUGGCAGCCCGGCAGUGGGAUUCAACGCCUCGGAGCCUCGGCUUGGUUAUGUCAACAGCUACCCGGUGACAUCCAUGAAAUAUGGCAUAGACGUGCGCUCCCCGCAGUUCUUCAACAGUACCCCGGAUUUGGCUGUCGCAGGUCCCAAUGUCGGCAAUAAUAUCGGAUUCACCGUCUACAUCUCCGGCACAGCCGGUGCUGCUAACUACGCUGCUCACGCUGGAAUCCCCGCUAUCGCAUUCUCCGGUGCGACCGGGUCCCAGACUUCGUGGAAUGUCUCACGGCCUCACUACAGCGAUGUCUACGCCGAUUUGGCAACUAACUUAACAAACCAUGUGGUUGCCGCUGGCAAGCCAUAUCUACCGACUGAUGUUUGGCUGAAUGUCAAUUUCGGGGCUGUGUCGGACUCUAGAUGUACAAAUCCGGCAGAUUUCUCUUUUGUGCUAUCCCGCAUCCACAUCGCAUUCCCAUUCAUCACCCCCGAUGAUGUGACAACGUGCGGCAGGUCGAGAUUACCAACUGAAUUCGAAAUAUCGCUCAAGUCGGGGUGCUAUGCAAGUGUAUCGGUCGCAAUGGCGGGGACGAAAAAUGACGCCAACGCGACGAUACAGGCGGAUGUUUUGAGCGAACUGGGCAAUUUGCUGACAUGCCCCUGA